Messenger RNA from Vicia faba (fava bean), 1449 nucleotides. Lineage: Eukaryota; Viridiplantae; Streptophyta; Magnoliopsida; Fabales; Fabaceae. The record is from the annotation of a GenBank genome assembly.
AUGGAAGGUGGUGGGAGGAGAAUUACUGUGAGUCCGAGACCCUGCUGUGGCCGUCGUGUGGUGGCGAAGAAGAAGCAGGGUCGUGGUGGUGCCGGCGAUGGGUUUAUCAACAGUGUUAGGAAGCUUCAGAGACGGGAAAUUUGUACUAAAAGUAUUCGGGGUUUUAGUAUCACUGAUGCUCAAGAACGAUUCCGCAAUAUUCGAUUGCAGGAAGAAUAUGAUACAUAUGAUCCAAAAGGCCCUUCUUCCGUCGUAUUGCCGUUUUUUAGGAAGAGGUCAAAGAUUAUUGAAAUUGUAGCGGCUCAGGACAUUGUUUUUGCCCUUGCACAAUCUGGCGUGUGUGCAGCGUUUAACCGAGAGACCAAUGAAAGGAUAUGCUUUUUGAAUGUCAGUCCCGAUGAAGUGAUAAGAAGUUUGUUUUAUAAUAAAAACAACGACUCACUUAUCACAGUUUCUGUCUAUGCUUCAGACAGUUACAGUUCUUUGAAAUGCAGAAGCACCAGAACUGAAUAUAUAAGGAGGGUUCAACCAGAUGCCGGGUUUGCUCUUUUCGAAUCAGAGUCUUUGAAAUGGCCAGGUUUUGUAGAGUUUGAUGAUGUGAAUGGGAAGGUACUGACGUACUCUGCACAGGAUAGCAUAUACAAGGUGUUUGACCUGAAAAACUAUACAUUGUUAUACUCCGUUGCAGAUAAAAAUGUACAAGAGAUUAAGAUCAGUCCGGGGAUCAUGUUGUUGAUUUAUUCUAAAACAAGCAGUCAUGUCCCACUAAAAAUCCUCUCAAUAGAAGAUGGUACUGUUUUGAAGUCAUUCAACCAUUUGAUUCAUCGGAAUAGUAAGGUGGACUUUAUUGAACAGUUCAAUGAAAAACUUCUUGUCAAGCAAGAAAAUGAAAACCUCCAAAUCCUUGAUGUUCGUACUUUUGAGCUUAAAGAAGUUAGCAAAACGGAAUUUAUGACGCCAUCUGCAUUUAUAUUCUUAUAUGAGAACCAACUAUUCCUGACGUUUCGAAAUAGAACUGUGGCUGUGUGGAAUUUUCGUGGAGAACUUGUAACUUCUUUUGAGGAUCACCUUCUGUGGCAUCCUGACUGCAAUACAAACAACAUUUAUAUAACCAGUGACCAGGAUCUCAUCAUAUCAUACUGCAAGGCUGAUUCAGAUGAGUCUUUGUCCGAAGGAAAUGCGGGAUCCAUCAAUGUCAGCAACAUUUUAACUGGCAAGUGUCUUGCAAAGAUAAGAGCAAGUAAUAGCUUUCCCAUUACAAAGGAAUGCAACUGCAGUGAUGAUUGCCCAAGUGGUGGCUGUAAUUCAAGGAAGCGAAAACAGGCCUCCAGAAUAAGGAGCACAGUCACAGAAGCCUUGGAAGACAUUACUGCUCUUUUCUACGAUGAAGACCGCAACGAGAUCUACACAGGCAACAGGCAUGGUCUGGUUCAUGUCUGGUCUAACUAA